Rhineura floridana is the source of this 1700-nucleotide messenger RNA. It is a transcript of the gene RCN3, whose product is annotated as reticulocalbin 3. The transcript is spliced from 7 exons. Gene Ontology annotation, cellular component: endoplasmic reticulum. The record is from RefSeq and is a predicted model, not a curated record. The coding region runs from base 103 to 1071 and encodes 322 amino acids. Lineage: Eukaryota; Metazoa; Chordata; Lepidosauria; Squamata; Rhineuridae. Gene Ontology annotation, molecular function: calcium ion binding.
CCUGGAGACUGGGGGAGACACCAGCGGGGCUGAAGAUGAACGGAGGCGGCACUUCAUCCAGAGGGUGCAUCGCGCGGGUUGAAGCUGCUGUCGUGUUCUGCAAUGGCUUGGCAGAAGAUGCUCUUUUCCUCCUGCCUCUUGACUCUGUGCCUCACGUGGGUCUUGGCCAAGCCGCCUCCCGACAAGAAGGAUCGUGUCCACCAUGGUCAAGACCUCAGCGACCAUCCUCAUGAUGACAGUGAAGAUUUCCAGUAUGAUCAUGAAGCCUUCUUGGGCAAAGAGGAGGCCAAGACGUUUGACCAGCUGACUCCUGAAGAGAGCAAACAGCGGCUUGGGAAGAUUGUAGAUAGAAUUGACCGUGAUGGGGAUGGCUUUGUGACUCAGCCAGAGCUGAAAGAUUGGAUCAAGCACACGCAGAACCGCUACAUCUACGAGAACGUGAACAAGAACUGGAAAGACUAUGACAAGAAUAACGAUGGCCACAUCUCCUGGGCUGAGUUCAAGAAUACCACUUACGGUUACUACGAAGGAGAAGAGUUUGGUGAUCUUGAAGACAAACACUCCUACCGGAAGAUGCUGGCCCGGGAUGAGCGGCGAUUCAAGGCAGCUGACAAGGAUGGGGACAUGAUUGCGACAAGGGAGGAGUUCACAGCCUUUCUACACCCUGAAGCAUUUGACUACAUGAAGGACAUUGUGGUGACGGAAACGAUUGAGGACAUAGACAAGAAUGGGGAUGGCUUUGUCGAAGUAGAUGAAUAUCUUGGUGACAUGUAUAGUCCUGAAACAGGGGAGCCCGAACCCGAGUGGGUGAAGACGGAGCGACAACAGUUCUUGGAUUUCCGGGACCUCAACAAAGAUGGGAAAAUGGAUCGGGAGGAGAUUGGGCAGUGGAUCCUGCCACCAGACUAUGACCAUGCCGAGGUGGAGUCAAAGCAUCUUUUCCAUGAGUCGGACAAGGAUAAGGAUGACAAAAUAACCAAGCAAGAGAUUUUGGACAAUUGGAACAUGUUUGUGGGGAGCCAGGUCACCAACUAUGGCGAAGACUUGACAAAGGAUCAUGAUGAGCUGUGAUCAGAACAGGAGGAGAAUGUACAUUAGAGCAUCCUCCUUUGGUGGGGGUGGGGGGUAGCACACUCCAGAAAAGAAUUGUGUUCAUAUUUAUUGGUAUGAGGGCCUGCAUAAGCGUUCCGAGAAGCUAGGGGUAGCUGGCAUACCUGGGUGGUUUUCUUUAUGCUUCAUUCUUGCUCACCUACACCCUCCCAUCUUUCCAAAACACUGUGAAGCUUCCUAAACUAUAAAGGUGUCUUACACUCCAAAGGAGUUACAAGCAGCGGCAGCUUAAAACACCUCACUCACACACCAUUCUGCCACAGCCUUGUCUAUUCUACAAGGGCUAGUAUUGCAUUUAUUGCUGUGGAUCUCAAGACAUGCACUUCCUCUCAGAUAGGUAUGUGUGUGUAUGUGACAUGUAGUUAGCCCGUUACUUGGACAAACAUUGCUCCUGUGAGCUUGUAGUUCCUCUCUGUUCCUCUCCAGGAUGGCAGGCUUUCACAGGAAGAGUUGGUAGAGAGUCUUCGGGAAAGUAUUGACAGCACCAAAGAAUAUGAAGAAACAAUCAAGUGGCUGCAGGCCCACCAAGAGCUUUGACCUCAUCGCUGUAACACUGCAUUAUUAAUAAAACUAUUUCCCACCCCCUUUGA